Limulus polyphemus (Atlantic horseshoe crab) is the source of this 2772-nucleotide messenger RNA. RefSeq names its product beta-scruin-like. The record is from RefSeq and is a predicted model, not a curated record. NCBI's taxonomy places the organism in Eukaryota, Metazoa, Arthropoda, Merostomata, Xiphosura, Limulidae. The transcript is spliced from 14 exons. Bases 325 to 2589 code for a protein of 754 amino acids. Gene Ontology annotation, molecular function: protein binding.
AUGGCAACAGAUUCACAAUAACUCAAGCAUUCGAAAAUAAGCUUAGCUAGGCAAACUUAAUAAAUACAGUAUGUUGAACUUGGGCCUGAUCACUAUUUUAACUUAAUAUCAUGAAUAAAUGUGAAAUAGUUUAAAAGACAGAGCGUUGUUACAGUAAAGUCGUUUAGAAUUUUUUGAGUCUAGCAAAAACAAAAAUAUGACAGAUUUAAUUUUUAUCAUGUUAACUGCGUUUCUGUCAGGCCCAGAUUCAACAGAACCAGUUCAAUUUGUAAUGUUGGGGAUACUGCUGCAGUAGUUCUAGCUGAGAAAAGUGACAUUUCAGCCAUGGAUGUUAUGCCUUUCAAUAGCAAAGAAGAUAUUGUGUUUUCAGUAAUGUAUACCCAGUUAGGAAGUCCAUACAUGACAGAGAGCAGAGUGUCCAACAUCAAUCAUCAUACAAAACUUGGCCUUCAUACAGCUAUGCUUUGGAAAAAAAAUAAUCUGAUAGACAUUAUUGUUCAAGUAGGAACACACAGUUUUCGAGCUCAUAAGGCUGUUUUAUCAUGCUUCUCUCCUGUCUUCAAGCAACAUAUCUUUGAAAAAGGAAUUAACAAAAUAUGCAAGCUUUGCAUUGAUGAAAUUACACCAGCAGCUUUUGAAUUUCUUCUAAAGUACAUGUAUACUGGGCAAAUGAAGCCAGGAAUUCAAAUAAUUGGAGAUGUAUAUCGUGCUUCUUUCAAACUGGGGAUUAAGGAAGUAUCUGAGAAAUGCAUCAAGUUACUUAGGGGUCAAGAAGAACUGGUUAGCACCUUGUAUAUUUAUGCAACUUCUAAGAAACUUGGACUACAAAAAACAUCAUAUCUUGCUUAUCAAGUUAUUCUUGAGAGAUUUGGAGACAUCAUUACCAUCCCUGAAUUUAUGGAGCUAGAGGCUGAUCAGCUAUGUGAGAUUUUGUCAGGAGAUGUAAUUGGAACUGACAGUGAAAUUGUGUUAUAUUUAGCUGCACUCAAAUGGCUAGAUCAUGACUUUUUGAGGAGAGUGGAAUAUGUACAUCAUAUAAUGAGUUGUAUACGAUUUUCGUCAAUGUCUCUGGAAGAAAUACUUGCUUGUUAUCAUCCUCCAAUUUUGCCUUGUGUUACACGAUAUCCUACCAUAAGAGAUAUGCUAUUGAGGGCAACGUGUUACAUAGCAGCAAAAUUAACUAAACAAGAUAUGUAUUUUAAAGAGUAUGUUUCUCGCCCUCGUCAGUUUCUGGUAAAAUACAAACGUAUGCUAGGAUGGCAUUGUGUUGAUUGGGAUGCAAUACAGGAUUAUAAUGCUGCAGCAAUUAAAAUUCAGGCAUACUUCCGAAGCUACUACAUAAGGAAUAAUUUUCUGAGAGAAAAAGAAGCUGUAACUAAACUACAAGCACAAGUUCGUGGAUAUUUUGUCAAAAAAAACUACAAAAGAAAGGAACCUGAACUCACAGGGUUUAGCUAUAAAAAAAUCCCUCUUGAUGAUCUCUCUGUACAUGUUUUGAUUCACCAUUGUGAAUCAGUCCUUUUCGGUCAUCAUCACACCAAUGAAAUCAAAGAUCAGAAAAUGAGUUUACCUUCAUGUAAUGGUGCUUUACAGGAAACUAAUUCUCCAGUUAUACUUUUAUUGGGAGGAAUAAAUCUUAACAUUUCAAAGAUAGAAGAAACAGGAGAUAGAAUACUUCGAUACUUGCCAAUGGAUGAUAAGUGGGAGGAUUGUGGAUGCUUACCUGAAGCUCGACAUCAUCAUGUUGCUGUUCUAUAUAAUAGAUCUGUAUAUAUUAUAGGUGGUUAUGACCCACAAGAAACAGCAAGAGGAAAGCCAUUAGCAAAAAAAACCUGUUUCAGGUACAAAUUAGAUACUUGUGAGUGGCAAAAAAUGGCUGACAUGAAUUGUGCCCGUGUUUAUCAUGGAGCUGUAAUACUAGCAGGAUUUCUUUAUGUGAUAGGAGGAAAAGAUGAAGAAGAUAGAUUGCUUUCUUCUGUAGAAUUGUACAACUCUGACAUUGAUACUUGGAGUCAGCUGGACACAGUCUUGAAUUUUCCACGUAUGGCUAUGGGAGUAGCUGUCCACAGAGAUCAAUUGUGGAUUUCUGGUGGAAUUGCUCAAAAAUAUGAAGAAAAAUGGAUAUACGAUAUUUCUAAUGUCGAUAGAUUUGUUCCAAAGCAUAAUAAAUGGUCAUCUGAUGUAGCAUAUCUUCCUUCACCUAGAAGUUUUGUCAGUAUGGUUGAGUCAAAAGGUUCAUUAUAUGUUUUGGGUGGUGGUACAUUGAGGGAACAAUACACUGAUGAUAACAAUCUUAGUAGCACUGCUGAAGUUUUUAUGUACAUUGACGAUGCCAAUCAGUGGAUUAGUUAUGCACCCUUCUCAUCUCCUCAUUGUGGUGUUGCAGUAUCAAUUCUUGGAACUAUUAUCUUUAUUUGUGGAGGAUUUGCUACUAAUGUAGAUGGUGGACUGUCAGAAGUUUUGAUCAAGGGUUUUGACAUAAACAAGUGGAACUCUUGUAGACCCUUACCAUUUCCUUGUUCAGGCAUAGCUGUGACAAGGAAACAAAGCCUGCAAGAGGAGAACGACUUAAUUGAGAAGACAGUUUGAUCAUGGCCUACACUGAAUGCUGUUUAUCACAAUCAUGAAUAUGCCAGCAGACAAACCCUUGUGCUCCCCAUUAACCCCUACAGAACUUCCAUCAACACUCUCUGUCUUUGGAAAAAGGAAAAUAUUAAUUUAUCAGCUCACUACAUUUUUACCUAUUGCUUUUUGUCUGUAUGCUUGUUCCUA